Pseudocercospora fijiensis CIRAD86 is the source of this 258-nucleotide messenger RNA. RefSeq lists its product as uncharacterized. Gene Ontology annotation, molecular function: ubiquitin conjugating enzyme activity. The record is from RefSeq and is a predicted model, not a curated record. NCBI's taxonomy places the organism in Eukaryota, Fungi, Ascomycota, Dothideomycetes, Mycosphaerellales, Mycosphaerellaceae. The annotation marks the transcript as partial. The transcript has a single exon.
AUCCUCAUCAUAGGUCCCCAAGGCACACCCUACGAAAACGGGCUGUUUGAAUUCGACCUCCUCUGCCAAAACCACUUCCCCACUUCUCCUCCGCGAUUGGAGUUCCGCACCACCGGCGGCGGCCGCGUCCGUUUUAACCCGAACCUCUACGACGACGGAACCGUCUGCCUCUCUCUCCUCGGCACCUGGUCUGGCGAACCUUGGGAUAGCGAAAAGAGUACCAUCCGUCAAGUUCUCGUUUCCAUCCAAGCGAUGAUU